AGUGAAUAAGGAUCUCAGUUGUGAUUAAAGAUAAAUAGCUGAUAAAUAAAUGUUUGUAUUUCAGUGUUCAUGUUCACUUACAUUCAACGUUAAAAGGAAAUAUUGUAUAUAUGAAAAGAUGGCGGCAGUAGCAGACGACUUCUGAAAGAUUUACACUGAAGAAUGGCGGGAAGUUCGCCAAUCACUGAGAAGCGAAAAGCACGACGAAGAGAUAAUAUACCUUCUAAUGCAAAUUGUUAGGGGUGUUUACGAUUUCUGUCUAGAUGAAACAAAAGAUUCGCGCCAUAAAAAGAACAAAGAGAAGAAGGCAACAGAGGAACUGACCGAGACAUACCUUCACCAUAAAUUGCCACCAUCAUUCCACAGGGACCAUGUGACAAAUCCAGUUAGGUUGUUCGUACAUCGUUGUAUAGAAUGUUUGUAUCAAAUGUGCUUACUGAAACAUUCCCCAAUCUCUAUUCACUGGAUCCCCAAGGGAGAGGUCAUUGAUAAACAGAAGUUUGACAUAGAACGUGGUAAAGACGAACAUGUAUGUGACUGGACAGUGUGGCCUGCAGUUAUACAUACAGAUGGAACUGUAUUGAAGAAAGGGGUUGUCAUUCCUGUUUAA
This is a messenger RNA of Mercenaria mercenaria, 610 nucleotides long. RefSeq lists its product as uncharacterized. The transcript is spliced from 3 exons. The record is from RefSeq and is a predicted model, not a curated record. NCBI's taxonomy places the organism in Eukaryota, Metazoa, Mollusca, Bivalvia, Venerida, Veneridae. Bases 227 to 610 code for a protein of 127 amino acids.